Molecule: messenger RNA, 1812 nt
Organism: Lichtheimia ornata
Lineage: Eukaryota; Fungi; Mucoromycota; Mucoromycetes; Mucorales; Lichtheimiaceae
Exons: 2
Coding region: 1-1812 (603 amino acids)
Biological process (GO): biosynthetic process
Molecular function (GO): intramolecular lyase activity; geranylgeranyl diphosphate synthase activity
Source: RefSeq, a predicted model, not a curated record
AUGCUUACUUACAUGGAGGUGCACCUUUACUACACCUUGCCAGUCCUUGGUCUUUUAUUCAUGAUCCUUCGUCCCUUUCACUCAUCACAAGAUACCUUAAAGUAUGUUUUCCUAUCAACCAUUGCGUUUUUGACGGCGUCGCCUUGGGAUAAUUACAUCGUAUAUCAUCGCGCAUGGUGGUAUUGCCCUUCAUGCGUUACUGCAGUCAUUGGUCAUGUCCCUCUGGAAGAGUACAUGUUUUUCAUCAUCAUGUCGCUAAUGACGGUGGCAUUCACAAACCUGGUGAUGCGCUGGCGUCUCCCCAGUGUCUUUGUUAAACCCGAUGCGCCUAUUGUGCGAUCCAUGAUCAUCCGUUACGUGCCCAUUGCAUCUCUCCUUUCUAUUGCAAUCCGUGCCUGGAGCAUGGCUAUCCCUGAUACUCGUUUCUUUUAUGGUGCUUGCAUCCUUUGGUAUGUUUGCCCUGUUUUGGCACUUCUUUGGUUUGGCGCUGGAGAAUACAUUUGCCGUCGCUGGCAAGCUGUGCUUGUAUCCAUUGUUGUGCCUACCCUUUAUCUCUGCUGGGUUGAUCAAGUUGCCAUUGCUGCUGGAACCUGGCACAUUUCAUUGCGUACAAGCACUGGUAUCCAUGUUGCACCAAAUUUACCUUUGGAGGAAUUUGCCUUUUGGUUAUUGAUCAAUGUCAUCUUGGUGUUUGCGACAUGCGCUAUUGAUCGUGCACAUGCCAUCAUGCAUUUGUGUGGUGGUCAUCAAGGUGGAUCGCAAUCGAUUAUUUCCAAAAUGGUGAAUUUGACAUGGGCAUUUUGCCUAUCGGAUCAACAGCUUAGUCGAAAACCAUUCCAAGAUUCGGAGGUGACAUGGUCCAUCUUGCGUAAAGCAUCCUAUUCCUUUUACACCGCAUCAGCCGUAUUCCCUGUAAACGUGCGUCAAGACCUUGGUGUCUUGUAUGGAUUUUGCCGUGCCACUGAUGACCUUGCUGAUGAUGAAGCUGUGCCUGUUUCAAAGCGUCGUGAGCAAUUGGGUGUCGUACGUGACCUUGUACGAGAAUUAUUCAGCGCAAAAAGGAAGGCCAACGUCGACUGGAUGUCCUAUCGUAAUCAGCUGCCGGACAGCUGUAUAGCAUCAAUGCGUGCAUUUGCCCGUUUAAGACCUGUUCUCGAAGUGGAUGCUGUCAACGAGCUGCUUGAUGGAUACGAAUUCGAUCUCACUGGCCAACAAAUCAAGCAUGAAAAGGAUCUCGAAUACUAUUCAGCGUGUGUUGCAAGCAGUGUUGGUGAGCUAUGUACACGAGUUAUCAUGCAAGGCUAUUCAAACCAUUGGGUUAUCAAGCGUGCACGCGACAUGGGUCUGGUUCUCCAAUACACCAACAUUGCUCGUGACAUCGUUACCGAUAGCCAACAACUUGGUCGUUGCUACUUGCCUCGCACAUGGAUCACCGACAAUGAAUAUGAAUUGAUUGUUUCUGGUUGUGCUCGCAAGUUGGGUGAUGCUCGUUUACGACAAUUGGCUUUGCGUUUGGUUGACAUGGCUAAGGAACUUGGUGACCAUGCUGAACGUGGCAUUGAUCGCUUACCUCAAGAUUGCCAAGGUGGUGUACGUGCUGCAUGUGCCGUCUAUAGCGCUAUUGGUGAUGAGCUAAUCAAGGCGAAUGGGUAUCCCACAAGAGCUCAUGUCUCUACCCUCAAGCGUGCUUGGAUUGUAUUGAAGAGUGUAUAUGACAUUAAGACUCCCUCCUCCUUGUAUUCCUCAUCCGAUUCAUCUUUUCUUGUCAACAAGUUGAGAAAAGGCAAAGUGCGUGCAUUCAUGAUUGAUUAG